Misgurnus anguillicaudatus (oriental weatherfish) is the source of this 2658-nucleotide messenger RNA. It is a transcript of the gene agtrap, whose product is annotated as angiotensin II receptor-associated protein. Gene Ontology annotation, biological process: regulation of blood pressure; angiotensin-activated signaling pathway. Lineage: Eukaryota; Metazoa; Chordata; Actinopteri; Cypriniformes; Cobitidae. The record is from RefSeq and is a predicted model, not a curated record. Gene Ontology annotation, cellular component: plasma membrane.
AUGGCUUGUGUUGGUAUGAGUUCAGAUCGCCAGACAAACUGUGGUAACCCACACUUAGUAUGAAAGCGUUUCAUGAUUCCUUUGUGAAAUACUAAAAAACAGAGAGGCAUUGAAUCACAACGGUCAGUAAACUAUGGAAAUACCAGCCAUAAAUCUCAAGGGCAUCGUGUUGGUUCACUGGUUACUGACAGUCUGGGGAUGUUUGCAACCAUGGCUUCCUGUUUCUUAUGUGUUGGGCAAUAUGAGUGUUCUUGCAUUGGGUGUAUGGGCCAUCGCACAGCGAGACUCUAUAGAUGCUGUGUUAAUGUUCUUGAUGGGAUUGGCCAUGACCAUCUUGACCGAUAUCGUUCAUACCGGGGUACACUACGCAAAAUAUGAAAGCCUGUAUCAGAGUGACGGACGGGAUACAUUUCGCUUCAGUGCAGGCAUGGUCAUCUUGAGUCUGCUGCUUAAACCCCUUUCUUGCUUUUUUGUCUAUCAAAUGUACCGCGAGCGGGGCGGUGACUACAACGUCAACUUUGGUUUUCCAACAAUAACUAGAAACAGAGACAACUACCAGUCCAUCGACCAGCAAAAUCAAUCUGGUGGUGCUACCAACACAAUCGGCCAAUCAGAAAAGGGCCAACCCGGACCACGAUCUUACUGAGAAUGACCAAAGCAAAACCAAAACAAAACAUCAACUGCUCCCAUUGUGGUCUCUGUACUGUUUGUUAUUGAUUGUUUGGUAAAAGUUACCAAAGGUAACAAAUGGAACAUGAUGUAUUAAGGGUUUUGGUUGUUCAUGAAUAUAUGUUUAAUAAGGUGGUUGGGGUUUGACAGAAUACUUGCAAUCUCUUAAAGCAUGAAAUGGUCAAAACAAUUAUACAGAUACUUUAUAGAUCAGAUACUUCAUAGAAGACCUCUGGGACCUCAUUGAAUUAUUCGUCUUUUGCUCUUUCCUCAAGGUUAUACUGUAUAUCUUAAUGUAUAUGAUCUGUUUCCUAAUAACAAUCACUCAGUAGGUUUGUAAAGCUCAAUGAGCAGCAGAAAGGUCUCAUGAUGUUGUAAUAUUGAACUGUUUAGUAAAUAUCCCACUAAGAGCCCAUCUGAUAGUCAGCUGGAAAGGACAAAUACAUUUUUUUAAAUCUUUUCCUCAUGCAGUUUUAAGUAAUUAUUUAAGUAAUUAUGUGAAUUAUUUUUGACAACUUUUACUCUAUGUUUAUCCCCUAUGCCAUACAAUCUGUUCUGUAUUUAUUCAUUAGAUUGGUCAUGCACACCAGAUUAUUUAUUUGCUGAACAUGGUAAUGCUUAACUUUAAUGUCUGAAAACUGGGAUUAAAUUUUUAGAGAAUACACUCUUAAAAUGAAGUUACUUAAAAGGUUGCUCACAAUGAUGCCAUAGAAGAACCAUUUCUUUUAUACCUUUGCAGUGGCGGCGGUGACUUCUUUUCCGAGGGGCGCGAAUUCAAAAUACGUGUGGCUCGUCAUGUCAAAAUAUGUGUUUGUUGCGUCAUGUGAACCAUGUGCAUCAUGCGUCUUGUCAAAAUACGUGUCUGCUGCAUACGCGUCAAAAGGAUUUAUGAUAAAAGAGACGCUCACGUUCACUAAAUACUCGCAAAACACUAAUUUAACACUAAAAUCUGAUUUCACCUGAGAUGACGUGAGUAUUUGACAAACGCAAGCGUCUCUUUUAUCAUAAGCCCUUUUGAAGUGUCUGUAGCAGGCUCGUAUUUUGACACCACGUGUGAUGCACAUAAGGUUACAUGACGUGCCGAACACAUAUUUUGAAAUGAUGAGCCACACACAUGCCGGUCUACAUACAUGUUGUGACAAGCUUCGCAUAGUGUGCCCUCGAAAAAGAAGUCAUCGACCACCAAUGUAGCUAUAUGUAUAAUCUUUUUUAUACCAAAAAGGAUCUUUUUUAAAAACAAAAAGGGUCUUCUGUUCUUUAUGGAACUAUUCAUAAAGGUUCUUCUAUGGCAUCAUGAUAUUUUUAAGAGUGUAUGUUAAUAAAUGCAAAGUAUGUUUCUAAAACUGAAAAACAGAUGGUGUAUUAUGAGUCAACACCAUUAUAUUGAUAUCUGUUAGUGAAAGCACUGCUGUUACUCAUUACAAACCCAGAACCUGUUUGAAAACAAACAAACAAAAAAAGUAUUUUUCCUGUUCUGUUUGUUAUCAGUGUUAUUUUGUCAGCUAUAUAAGAAAUAAGAUUUACAGUUGCAAUUCUGUUACUUGUAAUUUCGAAGAUCCUGCAAUGUUUCCAAACCACAAAAAGUCAAGUGCCAUGUAAAACUUAUGUCAAUAUGUUUUAAACAUUUACUUUUGUACUCAAAAUGACAUGCUGAGUCAUUAAAUGUUUUAGUUAUUCAGUAGCUUGUAACUAUCAUGUUGGGGAUCGGUUUACUUUAAGAAUCCUUUAAGUUCUUAUGAAAUUAAGCAGUUCUCUAUUUUUGUGUUAAAGCUGUAGCAAUGUUGUAGUUUUUGUCCUGUUUCAGUUGUUCAAAAAGCAUGAUGCAAAAGUUGCACCAGUUUGACCACAGAAACCAGAACUCUUAUCUGGGAGAUGAAGUGGACAUUUUAAGCAACUUUCAAACUCUUGUUACUAAAUCUUCUGUAAAUAUCCAUUGCAACCAUGCACUUUAGUAACAAGUGCUACACAAAUAAAAUUCAACUGAACAUC